AUGGAGGAAGGUGGAGGUAUCGUCCGGCCGGACGGCCAUUCUUCUCCUCUGGAAGCAGCUUCUCCUGCGGUGGUGGCGGCAACUGCUGCUUCUCCGGACCUAUCUCUAACACUGGCCCCUGUGCCACUGCCACCAUCACCAUCACCACCUUCCUCCUCUUCUUGGGCUGCAGCAGAUGUUGUUCUUCCUUCUUCUACAGGCGCCGGCAGCGACGACCAUAGCCAUGCUGGUGGGAGGCUCUUCUCGUGCCUCUUCUAUGACAAGACCUUCCUCAAGUCGCAGGCGCUGGGGGGGCACCAGAACGCGCACAAGAAGGAGAGAGCCACCGGUAGCUGGAACGCCCAUCUCUACCUCCCCGCGGCGGCGGCGGCCCACUACAACCAGCCGGCCACUGCGACGUCCAUGCUACCAGCGACCAGGCCGCCCGCGCGUAUGCCCGCUAGCACGCUCGAUGACCACGAGCAGCAGCAGCAGCUUGAUCUUAGCCUCAGGCUCUAGCUAGCUAGCUAGCAUUCUCUAGUGUCAA
Molecule: messenger RNA, 526 nt
Organism: Triticum urartu
Lineage: Eukaryota; Viridiplantae; Streptophyta; Magnoliopsida; Poales; Poaceae
Molecular function (GO): DNA-binding transcription factor activity
Source: RefSeq, a predicted model, not a curated record